Molecule: messenger RNA, 835 nt
Organism: Clarias gariepinus (North African catfish)
Lineage: Eukaryota; Metazoa; Chordata; Actinopteri; Siluriformes; Clariidae
Gene: srp9
Product: signal recognition particle 9
Exons: 3
Coding region: 101-361 (86 amino acids)
Biological process (GO): negative regulation of translational elongation; SRP-dependent cotranslational protein targeting to membrane
Cellular component (GO): signal recognition particle, endoplasmic reticulum targeting
Molecular function (GO): 7S RNA binding
Source: RefSeq, a predicted model, not a curated record
UUCUUUCACCCGCUGAGCUGAUGUGGUACAGAGCUGUGAGCUACGAGUCCAGGAGCUUGUACCACGGAAGGGUCAGUUGUAGUUGAUGUUUUGUUGAAUCAUGCCUUAUUACCAGACCUGGGAGGAGUUCGCUCGUGCGGCAGAAAAACUCUAUCUGACGGAUCCAAUGAAGGUCCGAGUUGUGCUGAAAUAUCGUCACUGUGAUGGAAAUCUCUGUAUGAAGGUCACCGAUAAUGCUGUGUGUUUGCAGUACAAGACUGACCAGGCACAGGACGUGAAAAAGAUUGAGAAGCUGCAUGGAAAACUGAUGAGGCUAAUGGUGUCCAAGGAGUCCCACAGUGGAGCGAUGGAGACAGACUGAGGGACAGUGAUGGACACUGGGGCAGCGAUGGACUGUUUCUGCUCUUAUCACUGAAGAGCCUGGAGCUAAUGAUUCUGUGUGCAGAGAGCUGAAAGCUUUAGGAGUAAAAUCUAUGGCCGUAAUCACACAGGAAUUGUCCCAAAAGAGCUGAUAUUUAUUCUCAAUUUUAACAUGGACAUCCAUGUUACUUUAUGAUCAGUUUUCUGUAUAUAACAUGCUUUUUUUUUUUUUUGAGUCCAACAUGAAAGCAGACAUUUACCUGCACAUUGAUGCCAUUAAUGUCUUCUCUGAGCACAAAAUCUCUUCUGUAAUAACAGUGAAUUGAAACAACUCUUUCUUUUUGGUGAACAUCUCUUUUUUAAGCAUCCAAAAUCAUCUUUAGAGAUAAAAUCUUUGUUUAUGGUGCAAUUUUGAGUUUUGUUUUUGAUACUUUUUUUUGAGUUUACCAUAAAUAAAUUUUUAUGAACAGUGAAA